GAGAAGCGUGCGUCGGGGACGCGGAGUUCUCUCAUCCCUCUCUUUCGAAUCCUCCUGAACUUCUUCCCCUACGCCAGACGGCGAAGGGAGCGCUCGACUCGAUUGACCGGCGGCCAACCGAACAGGCGCGCGGCGCGCCGUCCCGGCACGAGCCCACCUGUCCUGUUUGCGCGCUUUUUCCCAUCUCUCUCGGAAGCUGUGUCAAGUCCUGCGAGCAGCUUCCAGUUCAGCAGGCAGAGUGCCUGGGACAUUUUCUUUUCUGAAUUUUUAUUUCGCAAACGCUACGAAUUUGGUCUCCCCUCUUCAAAUGGGAUGAAGCGACGCGCGCACUACGGACGACCAAAAGAAGACGAAGAACCAAACGAAGCGACGACGACGACGACAUAAGCAACACAGUGGUCGGUUCAUUUACUUUCGUCUGCUAGUUCGCUGCACUAGGUGCAGCAGUGAAGCGAACGGAAAAGUGAAACUGGACAAAAGCGAUACGCGUGAACUACGAAUUUCGUGAGCUUACGGUCUUCUCACUGCCUUCGACUCCACGCGUCGUCGACAACGUCACCGAGAACUGUCAAGUGCGAGGAACAGUGGCUUCGACGGUCUGGCGAGCUCUUUUCGUCCUUUUGCUGAACUCUUAAAAGUAGACGCGAAACUACGAUGGCAACGGUGGUGUAGACUUCCCUCUCUUUUUUUUUCUUCAAGGUUUCCACGAGCGUUUGAAACUGUAGAAGAAAAAAACAUAUGGCUUCUUCGCUGCUGCUGAGCAGCCCGACGGACUAUGAACCGUACUCGUUCGGGCAGGGCGAGACCCUGACCCUCAACAUGAGCUGGGGCUCGCCGUCGACGAAUACGGCUGACAGGGAGGUUGGCGGCGAUGCCUCUUCCUCGGUGGCCGAGGACAGGCUCUACGAGGUGCCGGUAGAGGUGAUAGUGCUGCUGUCCGUCUGCUACGGCGCCAUCUCGCUGGUGGCAGUGGUGGGCAACACGUUCGUGCUCUGGAUCGUGGCCACAUCGCGCCGCAUGCGCACCGAGACCAACUACCUGAUCGCCAACCUGGCCAUCAGCGACAUCAUCAUCGGCCUCUUCUCCAUCCCGUUCCACUUCCAGGCUGCGCUGCUCCAGCGGUGGCUCCUACCGCGCUUCAUGUGCGCGUUCUGCCCCUUCGUACAGGUGCUGUCGGUGAACGUGUCCAUCUUUACGCUGACGGCGAUCGCCGUGGACCGGUAUCGGGCUAUCACGAUACCGCUGAAGGCGCGCCUCAAUUCCCGCCUGACGGCACGCGUCCUCAUCGGCGUCAUCUGGGUGGCAUCAGCCAUGGCGGCGGCGCCGUACGCCUUCGCGCUGCGUGUCACCCUGGUCCAGGACGAACGAACGGGCGAGCGAACGCGCCCCUUCUGCCACAACGUGGCGCUGCCUCCCAGCGCCUGGCGCGUCUACAACAACGCGCUUGUCUGCUCGCAGUACUUCGCGCCCUUGCUGGUCAUCUGCUACGUGUACGAGCGCAUUCGCCGCCUGCUCAAGGACUCGACCAUCCCCGGAAACCCGGAGUCCGUGCGAGACGCCAUCGUCGUCAGGAACAAGAAGAAGGUUACCAAGAUGAUGUUCAUUGUGGUCGCCAUCUUCGCUCUGUGCUGGCUGCCAUACCAGACAUACAACAUCCUCACCGAGAUCUACCCGGAAAUUAACUCAUAUCGCUACAUCAAUGUCAUCUGGUUCUGCUGCCACUGGCUGGCCAUGAGCAACUCCUGCUACAAUCCAUUCAUCUACGCCAUCUACAGCGAGAAAUUCAACGCCGAGUUUCAGGCUCGCAUCCGCUGCUGCGCUCGACGGCCUCACGACGAGAUUGUCUACGGCCAUUCCUCCAUUAUGACGCAGCUUUCGGUGCGACUGCAGUCAUGAAACGUGCGAAAAAACACCGCGGUCGUUCUUGGGGGCCUAUGAUCUAGCCGCUACGCCAAUGAAAAUGAGUUUCGAUAUCGUGUAUGUGCAGAACAAUCGCAGGUGACGAUAGCACCACAUGCCUCAGGGAUGCGGGACGUUGAUCAGGUCAGGUUGUGUCUUUAUAAAAAUCCUUGACGCAGCAGCAUUGUAACCUAACAUGUAAUCUUGAUGAGCAAGGAGAAAAAUUUGCCCUGUAUUAUCUGCAGAAGCAAAACACUGUAAAAACUCGCCAACGUUGCUCUAUGUGCGUGAGAAACUUGACCUUUUCACAUCAUGGCUUCUCUUUUUUUUUCUGCGUACUGCUGCAAAUAACAACACAACUGUAUUGUUCCACAAAAAAGAAACGUUCUAUGGCGUAAUCUAAGAGGCAUGCUGUGCCAUGCCUGCCAAGAGGCGACGCUGCGUUUGCCGCAGUCAGUGAUGCAAAGCGUUGACCAAUUGUUAGCUUGACGAGUAGUUGGAGCACUCAUAUGAGAAUUCAUAUGCUUCUCCUAACGAUGCUCGUUGCUUAAUCAGGCUCGUUGAGAAAUGCACAACUAUCGAAGAAUAACAGCAGCCUGUCGUUUAAUGGUGCAGUAACUGGAGAAACAGUACUUGGAUGCCAGUGUUUCAAGGCAGACAUUUGAGCACGAACCCUCGUCACUGCCUUUUGCAGCGUCUACAAAAAUGUGCAUUGUUACUGCAAGAGCGUAAACCACUCACUCGGGUUGCCGCCUUGAGCAGAAAAAAAGUCAAUGCUCAUAGACAGCUUCUGCAUAGGGCCAACAUGAUUACAUUGGUUCGGAUUCCGGUUACACAAGUCUCCUUGGAUGCCGGAGUUACUGAUUUAAUAGAAUGCUUUAGCUUACCGAUGCACGUGCACUCGUGUAGGCGUUCGUAUUACCGUCGUGGAUCGUGAUAGUUGGUCGCAACGUUUGAUAAUUUUUUUUCUCUGCGCGCAAAUAAAUGUGUCAUGACAGAUUACGUUUCAAGUUUUCGAGGCAUGUUGUGCCAUGCCUUCAGGGGUCAUGCUGCGUUGUCUAGAAUCAGUGGUGCAAAGCAUUGAAAAACUGUUUGCAAGCAAAAGGCAAAAGUUCUUGCCCACUGUCGAAUCACAUGUUGGGUGGGAACACUCCAGGCGUGAAGCUUGUGCUACGUUAGAAUUAUUGUACGUAACAAUGCUUGGGAAGUGCUGCGUGAACUGUUAUCCUUAAACUCACGAACAAUUAAGGGGGGGGGGGGGGGCGUGGAACUCCACUGCGUGAACUAAAAAAAAAAAAAGAAGAUAAGACAGCGUUCCGCAUCCCUGCAGGUCUCGUGUAGGUUGAAACUCACGUGUGCGGUUUCUCGAGGAGUGGUGAAGUGUCGAAGUGGCUCCAGAAUGUGCUCCAUUUUCCUCUAGUCAUAGAGGCACCGGAUGGCACGCUGACGUCUUUGUCGCAUUGCCCGACCGCGGUGUUUUUCUUUUGUUUGUUUUUGCGAACAUUGCUCACAUCAUGCUCCGCUCACAACAGCAGUUCAUCAGCGGCAAAACUUGUGGGUACUGAUGUCGGCUCGGCAGCCGAGGGAAACAUAUGUGCCCUGCUUGUCUGGCAUGUGCUAUUUUUAUAAGCGUACGUAGACUGUGUCGAGUGAUUGGUUGUGAGAGUGACGGAUAUGUUUAGCCAACUACGAUUAUUAUAAAACUUUAUUGUCUGAUACAGUAAGUUCUGAACAGAUAAUGGUGAAGAAAUAUAAGUCAAAGGUACAUUCUUUAUUGUCACUUCCAGUACCAGAUGCUAGGUUACAGAGUUGGGAGGUUACUUGAUUGGUGUAUUCAGUAACUUUUUAAACAUUUUGAUAUUUCUUCUAGAAGUCUACGUUCUGGUACCAGUCAUUCACAAGGCAUGAGUAUUAUCAGCAAUUAAAUGCAGAAAGCGCUUCAUAUCUUGUGGAACAUGGGGGGUGACACCCAGUAAUUUAUUUAGUAGAUUCGGAAGCUAUUACAUUUAUCGUUAUUAAGGAGUGAAUGGAAUGGAAGAAUGAAAGAAGGAAAAUUGAACUCGCCUGAAUAAUUCAUGUGAAUUAACUUCAAGCUCUGCUGUUGAGACAAAUGUCAAUGCUUUACUUCGUUCUUCGUGCUGGCGCACAAACUAUCACUUACUGAAUACCAGCGCUCCGUUUUUCACAUAAGCAAAACGGUGUUCUUACCAUCACCGUUCUUCAAGUGGCCUACUUACUAUCGCUAGUUGCCAGUUUGUCCAAUACAUGAGACUCUACAUUGAAUAAAUAUAUACAGAAUACUCGCUUUGAAGUUGAAAGAAACCAUACGAGCCACAUUCCCGUUUUCUAUACUUUAAUGUAUUUGCAUUGCUUUUUAUAAGUUAUUUCUGCAUAUAUCAUUAAAUUGUAGGAAAUAAUGCUUGCUGGUGUUGAGAAAUUCACCACUUUAUUUGGGCUUUCUUUUGCUCUAUCACUUACGCUUCACACACAGAAAAAAAGACGGAGAAGCAGGUAACAUCGGGUCGUGCGUGUAAAAUUAUGGAAGGUGUAAACAGGCAGUACAACAACAUUUCAUGUGACUGAAAAGCGGAUGGAAUAUCGCCCGAGUAGAUUUUGCGUAUUACUGUUCGAACAAAGAGCGAUAUAAUAUAGUAUGUGCUGCAUAUUUUAUAUACAGCUUGCUAUCUCUCGAAUCUGUGUUUAGUGCCAUGCUUUAACAAAUGAACUAAAUGAACUUGUAAAAGAAAAAAAAGUCAACUGAUGUCUUUAACACUUUGUCGUUCGUGACGUUCACGUCAGUGUUAACUCGUCAGACUUUACUCUAUCCUUGUGAAGAAUGAGGCUGUUAUUUGUUUCAGGGUAUCGUUCACCCAUCAUUCACUGAUGCAUUCACUUACUGAUAUUGCCCGCCUACUCUCUAGCUCAUUGAUUCAUUGCUCUCCCUACUGAUUCAGUUUGUAGAACGCUUAGUCAUGCAUGCCAUCACUUCAUCAUCUAGAUGUAAAAAAAAAAAAUUACGAGGCCCCAGGUAGCACCCAUUGUUAUUCCCGCUAGUAAACAUAUGCACUUAUAUUGCUGUGUAAGUAAGUCCCUGGUGUAAAACACUUUAGACCUACAAAAACUACAUUGCGCAGGCGCUGUCAAAGUGUCCUAUUGAAUGUCAGUGCCGAGCAUGCAGGAAUGCCUUCAUGUGAAUAUUUAAGCCUCUACAUUGUUCAAUUACGCGUUGUCAUCAUGGAACGUACUCUUCGUGACUGCACACAAACCGACAAGCCCAACGCUUCGCGUUUAGAAUACGAGCUAAAGUGGACGUACUGGUUUAGUGUCAUAAAAAGCUAACGCUGACUGUGGAUCAGGGCCUAAAAUGAGCAGAAAGCUUAAGCUUGGUGUCUAAUACAAACUAAUAAUACAUAAAUUAAAUAAAAUAAAGCCUGUAGAAUGACUGGAAGAAGACAAAGAGAAAGUUAAGUCGAUCAGACUAGCCCGCUAUAGGCACCAAACCAAACCAACCAAACCAAACCGCUAUAAGCAUUUCUUUCACUUAAGGCGCCGUAUUUAUUAUUUGCUCCAGUUUCAUGAAUGACUGAGUGAUUAUGCGGUCUUGAAACUUCGUGGUGCGAUGAAGACACUUACAAAGGCCAAUAAAUCUUGCCUAAAAUCAGCACCCAGAAUUGGAAAACGUUUUACGUGGCGGGUGAAACCUGAGCAACGUGUUUAUUUUGUGUAAUAUUUCUGGGAGCCCAAAGUUGAAAACUGCAAUGGCGCUGAGCCUUUGGUUGCCACUUAAGACUGCUGGAAAGGCUGCGAAACAUUUUGCAACAGCUGAAAAUGAACCAUGCUUCAGAGAUUUGUUUACUGAAGAGUAUGAAGCCUUACUUGAGCAGGCGGCAUCGACGCUUGUCGUUGGUAAUAUAAGAACUCGUACAAAAUAUCAAAAUUCCAGGGAGUCAUCCCAAACAUGGGGCAACCUGCGUGUUGCAUUACGCACGGAACACGCCCCAACAGUGUCUAUAAGCACCUAAAAUUUCUUCAAGCUUCAAGGAGAACGCAACACGCACAAUAUCAAGCUUGUUUUGCAGGACUACUGAAGACUGAUUAAAAUUUGUAGGAUGGGCUUACAAAAUGGAAAACCUUUGUUCAAGUAGCACAUGUAUUCAUAACGGCUAAACGUUGGUGAUGACUUAACACCGCACAGCACAUGUCAGUGCUAUGAUUAAGCCCUGAUAGAAGCACGAAAUUAUUAAGGUGAUACGCAGAAAAAUACCUAAACCUGCUACACUGUCCGAGGGACCCGCCGUGGUUGCUCAGUGGCUAUGGUGUUAGGCUGCUGAGCACGAGGUCGCGGGAUCGAAUCCCGGCCACGGCGGCCGCAUUUCGAUGGGGGCGAAAUGCGAAAACACCCGUGUACUUAGAUUUAGGUGCACGUUAAAGAACCCCAGGUGGUCGAAAUUUCCGGAGUCCUCCACUGCGGCGUGCCUCAUAAUCAGAAAGUGGUUUUGGCACGUAAAACCCCAUAAUUUAAUUAAAUUUUUAACUGUCCGAGGGAGCACACUGAUGAUACGAUACGCCACAUCACUUUCGCGCAAGGCAGCCUGCAGCACAGUAACUCAAGCGAGAACGUGGGCAGACUUUUCCAGGGCGUGUCAUGCCGGUAUGGGAAGUCGUAAACUUCCUGUUACUGCUUCCCUUGCAGUUGAUGCCAACUUGAUAGCAUUCUCGGAAAUGUGCCUGCCUAACACCUAUCUCACCGUUUCACGAAUGAGAUCAUGCUGUUUUAAGUCGGACAGUUCUUGGUAUCAUCAAACGUUGUUAUCAUAAAAUGUUUGGUAUUUCAACCGUUAGCUGUUUGAGCUGAGCAGCUUUUCAGAAGUGAUCGAAAGGUAACGCUCUCACAACUAUAAAGAUACAUGACAAAAGAUAAGAGGCCCUGCAGCGAUGGAAGUUUUCCAUUCGGUUACCAAUAAUAGCGUCUCAACUCACACACACACACACACGCACGCGCGCGCGCGCGCACACACGCACUCGCACACACGCACGCACGCACACACACACACACACACACACACACACACACACACACUCACACACACAAAUAAGAAUAGCAGCUCAGAACUUCCAAAGAACGUUACACAAUUUGUGCUUAUUGCAUAUAUUAAGGAAACUUGCGCGCUGUUGGUGGUGGAAAAUAUAUGUAUUAAACAGAUCAAAAAUGGAUCAUAGUGCAUAGUGUGAUUGCCUGCAGUUUCUGUAAAUAGGAGGAAAUCUGAUAUUUUUGACACUUGCUUGUGGAAUCUUCACUAGUGGAUUUCAAAAAUGUAUUACACACUGCAAGCGUAUUUUUGUCUCAAUUGCGAUCUCUCACGCAGUAAAUAGCCUCACACUCUAUAUUAUUCAUGUAUCGAUGUGCGCACUACACUGCCUCAUGCAGUUUUAAGUGAUACUAUUUUCGUCUAACUGAAAUGUGUGGGGUGUCACCGUGAAUGAAGUCAAUAAACUUAUGUGUACAUA
Dermacentor andersoni is the source of this 7407-nucleotide messenger RNA. RefSeq names its product neuromedin-K receptor-like. Gene Ontology annotation, cellular component: plasma membrane. Lineage: Eukaryota; Metazoa; Arthropoda; Arachnida; Ixodida; Ixodidae. The record is from RefSeq and is a predicted model, not a curated record. Gene Ontology annotation, biological process: G protein-coupled receptor signaling pathway. Gene Ontology annotation, molecular function: neuropeptide Y receptor activity.